AUGGAGGUUACGGAGAGGAGAGACGAUGAGAUCAAAGAAUCUGGAAACAUGGAUAGCAUCAAGUCGCAGUACGUUACCGACUCUUUUUUCGAAGAACGCCACUCUCGUGACCUCAAGGCUGGUCUGCAUCCUCUACGGUACAAGUUUUCGAUUUGGUACACCCGUCGCACACCAGGGGUCCGGAGCCAGACAUCUUAUGAGGAUAACAUAAAGAAGAUUGUGGAGUUCAGCACGGUUGAAGGGUUUUGGGCCUGCUACUGUCACCUUUCUCGUUCUUCUCUUUUGCCCAGUCCAACAGAUCUUCAUUUCUUCAAGGAUGGGAUUCGCCCUUUGUGGGAGGAUAGUGCAAACUGCAAUGGAGGAAAGUGGAUCAUACGUUUCUCCAAAGUGGUAUCAGCUCGCUUCUGGGAGGAUCUGCUUCUUGCAUUGGUAGGCGACCAGCUUGACGAUGCUGAUAACAUAUGUGGGGCAGUACUAAGUGUCCGCUUCAAUGAGGACAUCAUUAGCGUAUGGAAUCGCAAUGCUUCUGAUCAUCAGGCAGUGAUGGGUUUGAGAGACUCAAUCAAGCGACAUUUGAAGUUGCCUCAUGCAUAUGUUAUGGAAUACAAGCCCCACGAUGCUUCUCUUCGCGACAACUCGUCCUACAGAAACACAUGGCUGAGAGGAUAA
This is a messenger RNA of Arabis nemorensis, 669 nucleotides long. The record is from the annotation of a GenBank genome assembly. Lineage: Eukaryota; Viridiplantae; Streptophyta; Magnoliopsida; Brassicales; Brassicaceae.